GUGCUGGCAGAGAAGCGGAGCUUGGGCAGUAGGGAUGGGCCCCCACACCUCGUGGUUCUGGUGCCGCUGCACAGCAAGGCUGCAGCCCACAACACCCUCCGCUUACUGCAGAGCCAGGACUCGGCUGUUGUCCGUGUGGAUGAGGGGAAAGCCGGUGGCUUUGCGCUCCUCUGCCCCCGACUCAAGCAGCGCUGGCGCUUUGUGACAGCAGAGGCAGGGGACCUUCAUGCUGUCUUAGACCUAGCAAAGGUUGCCGACUCCCUCCUGUUUAUCUUGGAUCCCGCAGAUGGCUGGGACAGCGCAGGAGAGCACUGCCUCUCCUGCCUCUUCGCACAGGGGCUCCCCAGUUAUGCUCUUGCUGUCCCGGGGGGCACUGAUUUGCCACCUAAGAAGAGGAUAGAUGCCAGGAAGAAACUUGCCAGGGCCAUUGAGAAGCGCUUUCCCGAUGCCAAGCUCUUCCCCCUGACCACGGAGCAGGAGUCCUCGCUGCUGCUGAGGCACCUUGCCACCCAGAAGCAGCGGCACCUCGCUUUUCGGGACAGGCGGGCUCACCUGCUCGCCUAUGCUGCUGAGUUUGUCCCCGGUGAGGAAAGCGACCUGGUUGGGACCUUGAAGGUGUCUGGCUUUGUCCGGGGACAGACCCUCGACGUGAACAGCCUGGUGCAUAUUGUGGGGCAUGGAGACUUCCAGAUGAGCCAGGUCGAUUCACCCCCUGAUCCCCUCUCUUUGAACCCCCGAGUGAUUAAAGGACAGAAGAGGAGUCAGGACAUGGAGGUACAGGAUGACUCUGUAAAUGGUACUGAUGAGAUGGAGGAAGAUGUUAAGGUCCUGAUGAAGGCAGAUCCAAACAAGCAGGAGUCUUUGCAGUCAGAAGUGGUUCCUGAUCCUAUGGAAGGGGAGCAGACGUGGCCUACUGAAGAAGAACUGCAAGAAGCAGAGG
This is a messenger RNA of Balearica regulorum gibbericeps (East African grey crowned-crane), 940 nucleotides long. The record is from RefSeq and is a predicted model, not a curated record. NCBI's taxonomy places the organism in Eukaryota, Metazoa, Chordata, Aves, Gruiformes, Gruidae.